Messenger RNA from Symbiodinium natans, 2460 nucleotides. The record is from the annotation of a GenBank genome assembly. NCBI's taxonomy places the organism in Eukaryota, Dinophyceae, Suessiales, Symbiodiniaceae.
AUGAGCUAUGCUGAGGCGCUGAGGUGGUUGAGGCACUUUCUCCUCAUGCCUUGGGCGUCCUCACCACCAGAGGUACCGCCCCUCAAUUUCACAGUGCACAGUCUCAAAGCCACCAUGCUUUCCAUGUCCCUUCAAGUCAAUGUUGAUGAGGUUGAUAGGAAACGUCAAGGGCACCACCGCAUAAGCAGCUCCGCUCUUUAUUCCCGUGACGAUGUUCAUGGCAUGCUUCGGUGCCAAACUUGCAUUCGUGAUAGCAUUCGCACAGGCUUCCGAUUUUUGGUCCCCCAGCACAGAGGGGGGCAGCAGCCCUUGACGCCAGCGUAUGUUCCACCGGAAGCUUUCUCUAAGGACUACGAGUUUGAACCCUUCCAGUGGUUCUCGUUUCAACUUGAUGGCAGUGAUGAUUUACUUCAGAGCAGUAAUGGGAGUUGGGAGGUCGCAGAAAAUCAAUUAGUCACCCCUGAUCCAGACACAGAGGCGCUGGACAAAGAUCUCGUGUAUCACUCUGACCCAGGAUCUUCAGAUGAGAGCGAGGAGGAACCUUCGGCACCCCCAGCCGAGGAGCACAAUUUAGGUGAGCCCGAUGAAUUCUUGCUGGGCUCCUGCACCGCGGUGUUGCAUGUGCUCUGCCCUGCAGAUGCUUUAUCAGGCACACUUGUCAAUGGCACAUAUAUGCGUGCAAAGUGUGGUGCCACUCUUCCGGCCGAUCGGCUCAUGAUCCACACAUCAGUAUUAAGAAUUGUUCUAGCGCUGCAUACCAACAUUAGCCCUGCGUUAUCUUUGCUUGACAUGGCUGAAUCCGAGCUAGAGAGUGCACUGGCGAAGGAAGGCCUAGCAGCAGAGGUCAUCAAAGUGGCAACGGAAGGGGGCUGGACAGCCUCGGCUUUCAAACACGUCGUUGAAACCCAGGCAGAAGUUGAGGGAGCCAUCCCCGAGAUCUUCCCAGGUCAGGUUUUGUCUCGGUUGCAGAUUGCCCAGAUCAAAGCAGCGUGGGCGGGCAUGCAAGCAUCCAGUUCCUCUAGUGUUUCGCCGGCCCCAGUCAAUGCAGAUCCCACUUUGGAGACAUGGGUAGAGAGUUUUGCUCCCAAAAUUGCAUCCACGAAGCUGUCCGACAUGAAGCGCCAAUUCCUUGCAAAUUACCCAAGUGAGGUCUUGAAUCCAUCUACUCUACCCUCUUUGAGGCUGAUUUCCCUCGCAGCCCAUCAAGAGGCACGGUCGGAGUAUAAAUGGAUAGCUUGGAAACAUCGCAUGACGGAAGAGAAAGCUUCGGAGUUGUUGAUUGCCCGACCCCACAAACAGCCCAAGCUCGAAAUGCUGGGUCUUUCCAGCUUGCUCCUAGAUGAUCCGCCUACAAUCGAAGUGACCGAUUCCAAUAUGGGGAUCAGUGGGAUCCAGCGGAUCUUGGCAGUGCAUGACGUUGCGUUAGCCAUGGUUGGCUCAGCUCACCUUGCCCGCCUCAAAGCCUAUAGCUGCAAGUUUGUCCAGCUCGUGUCCCAGCGUUUCGACCCAGCAUCAGGACUGCGUGCACCGACAAUUCUAGAAGCGCAACAGGCAGAUUGUCGGAUUUGGCAGAGCAUCCAUUCUUUAGUCAGUGAGAAAGCUUGGAGCUUGAAUGACGCGUUGCAUGAGUUCACUGAAAUCAGAGGUGAGCUCAGUACUUUGCUGCAGGCUCGUCCGAAAGCCUUGUUCAUCCCCCGCGGCCCUGAUCUCAAAGGCAAGGGCAAGCAGGACAACAUCCCUUCACAGCCCAUGUUGGGUGGUGUCGUGUGCAACACACCUGGUCGUUCCAGGGGUGCAGUAACACCCGGGCAGGAGCGUUACUUCAGCGGCUCCGGGGGUGAGACUUGGAAUGCCUUGUGUGUCAGCAGGAACAUCUUGACGUCCCCGCACAAGGACACAGCAAAUUUGCCGGGGUCGUCAAAUUUGACAGUGGGUAUAGGUUCGUACUCGGAUGGAGGCCUUUGGGUUGAGGAUCAAGCAGGCACUGUGCCGCAGUUCAUCCCCAAGCUUGGGGUGACUCUCCCUGGCAAGAUCGUCAAAACGCAUCAGGCGCCAUUUAAGUUCCCCGUGCACCUUUGGCAUUGCACCCAACCAUGGCUUGGCGAUCGAUGGGUGCUGACGGCCUUCACCCUCCCAGGUGCUAUGUCCUGGGACGAAUCGUGCGUUCAAGGCUGGUUGCACUGUGGGUCCACAGCCCUCAUCGUCCUCCCGGCCUGCGCAUUUGGGGAGAACUGGGCAAAAAAUUGGUUGUUUGCAUCGAGCUUUCAAGCCCUGUCCGUGAUGGGGCAGACGUGUCAACACGGACGCAAUGCACACGAGUCCGUGCAGGGACGUGAGAGUGAUGGUUCGUUCAAAAGUCGUAAGACGGCUAAGUACCCUCAAUGCCUGGCUGAAGAAUUCGCGUUGCACAUCAGGUCGCCACUCUUGUGGGGAUUGGAGCACCCCAUUGUGCCAGGAUAA